Molecule: messenger RNA, 4217 nt
Organism: Gopherus evgoodei (Goodes thornscrub tortoise)
Lineage: Eukaryota; Metazoa; Chordata; Testudines; Testudinidae
Gene: GPER1
Product: G protein-coupled estrogen receptor 1
Exons: 2
Coding region: 2112-3188 (358 amino acids)
Biological process (GO): G protein-coupled receptor signaling pathway
Cellular component (GO): membrane
Molecular function (GO): G protein-coupled receptor activity
Source: RefSeq, a predicted model, not a curated record
AUCCCUGCCCCAGCCCUGCAAAGCUCAGGGUUCCCCCUGGCAGACAGAGCCCCAAGCCCUUUAAUUUGCCACUGAGCCCCGGGGGACUCCCAGCCACCUCUGCAGCUGGGAGCCCGUGCUUGAUUUAAAGGCCCUGGGGCUCCGAGCCACAGCUGGUUCUCCAGGGUCUUUAAAUCCGAGAGGCCACGCCUCUUCUGGAUGAGGCCAUGCCCCCUCAGGACUCCGGCAGUACCGGUAAGUCCUGUAAGUUACUUUCACCCCUGCCUUUUACACAAGAAAACAAAAUCUCCUCUGUUACUUUAAAAAAAAAAAAAAGAGACACCAAAACAACUCAGGCAAUUUUAACAAUGUUUUGUAAACACAUAAAAAAGGCAUUAGGCUGACUAUUUCUAUCCCAAGUUGAACCUGUAAUUUGAAAUCCUUUUGAAAAUCCUGAACACGAGGAUAUAUGCUUAACAAGACCUUCUGCAGCCUACCUUAGGAGAGUAGCUACAGAAUACUGUAUAGAAGUGAAGCAGUGAGUGGCAUUUUACAAUAAAAAAGUCAGACCAUAAAUAUAAAAAACAGAAGUAAAACAAAAAGCUCUGAACAUUGUGCAUAUGAACUUUAGUUUUGUUCUUUCAAAUGAGAAAUAAGGGUUAAAAAUACAUCUCAUUUUAGAAUGUUCUAAGACUUUCUUUCCAGUUCUGACAGAACAAUUCUGACAACCAGCAGGUGGUGUUUGUGCAAUUGUCAGCUAGUUCUCUGCCCCUGGAGAUGAAAUGCAAAACUCCACCUGCCAUAGUGGGGUUUGGAAGCAAGACUGAUUCUCCAAAUCAACUGCAUCAUUACACUUAUUUCAUACAGGUGGUUUUGAGCAGAACAACUAAGCAGAGUCAAGUUGAGGAUAUAUGUGCAUGUGGAAAAUGAAAUGCAAAGGAUUAACAGAGAAAUAGGACUCUCAAAGAGGACAGGAAAAUUUUAGUCACGUUUUCAGCUCAUUCAUGAACUAAGCUACUAUUUUUCUGAAGUUCUAAUAUUUCUCUUGGACUAUGAAAGUCUUUUAAACGCUUAGAUAAACUGAACAAUAUUGCUUUAGGUGCACAGUCAAAUAUGUUUAGUUGCUAUUCAAAAUUAAUCUUAGAACUGGUGCUCAAUGAGCAUUUGAAUCUACAAUUUUAUCCUCCCUCAAAAACAAAGGAAGGGUAAAAUGAAAGCUAUAUUAAGCAUCAUCAAGAUAGUUGAUAGAUCUGAGGGAAAAGAUUCAUGUCUAGUUCUGGUAAAGAAAAGGAACCAGCAGAAAUGGGGUUAAUUCUAGCCUUAAAAGGAAGACUCUGCAACACCACACUUCAAAUGAACACAAAUUAGAACGACCCUGGGAAUCUAUAAAGCCAUGUUUUAUUACCAAGGAUCUGCAGUAAGAUCUGCAUUUGCUGCAAAACAAUUUUCGUCAUUUAUUUAUGAUGUUUAACAGAAUAUGCUUUUAUAUGGAUGUUUUGUUACUAAAUUGUUCAACAGGUGACAUUCAGUGCAGCAUGGUAUCACCUAAAUAACAUUAAAAGUUUUUACUGCUGGUAUAGCUGAAAUUAACAUAUCCACUAACAGUGUAUCUGAAUAUAAACCAGCCUUAUGGUGUUUGGAAGAAAAUCAGAUCCGAACAAAUGACUAUGGAUGGACACACAGGAAUUAAAAGGUCCAAGGAUUUUCAGUAAUUGUUAAAAGGAAUGAACGAACCUAAAAUUCUACCAUUUUCCAAACCGCAAGAAGGAACAUUUGUGAAGAAACAUUUGUGUAUGUGCAAUUCAAAUAACCAUAAAGUUCAGAAAGGUCCUAUAUGAUCUGAAAGAUUAAUUUUCUCAUUUGUCUUGUGCAUGGCAUCUUACAGAUAGAAAAUUUCUUAAACAGUUUACUUUUCUGUAACUGAUAAAUUUCAGCCAAUUUCAAGCCUAAUUGGUUUGGCUUCCAUUCCAUUUCCAAACAGUUAAAACAUUUUAUACCAAAAAAGUAAACCUCUUUCCAAAUCCUUAAAAUGCUUGCUGUAACCUCUUUGGAAAUCUCAACAAUUUAACCAUUUUGGCACUGAAAGUCAAAGCGUGAAUACUGAUGUAAUCUUUCCAGCAGAGAUCCUAACCAUGGAAUCUUACACAGGAGCAGUAUCACCAUUAAUUUGUAACAGCACAUCUUUUGAACUAAAUGGAUCACAUUUAUGUAAUGAAAGCAUGUCUUCUGUCUUGGCUGAUAAAUCAGAAGAACAACAACAAUACAUUAUUGGACUUUUCUUAUCAUGCCUUUACACUAUUUUCCUUUUCCCUAUUGGCUUUGUGGGAAAUAUUCUGAUUUUAGUUGUGAACAUAAGUUUUCGGGAAAAGAUGACUAUUCCUGACCUGUACUUCAUAAAUCUUGCAGUAGCUGAUUUGAUUUUAGUUGCUGACUCCCUCAUUGAGGUUUUUAAUCUUGACGAAAAGUAUUACGAUAUCACUAUAAUUUGCACAUUCAUGUCUCUGUUCCUUCAGAUUAACAUGUACAGCAGCAUUUUCUUUUUGACAUGGAUGAGUUUUGACAGAUAUAUAGCACUUGCAAAAGUAAUGAGGUCCAACAUAUUUCGGACUAUGCAGCAUGCUAGAUUAAGCUGUGGCCUCAUAUGGAUGGCAUCUAUCUCUGCAGCACUAGUGCCAUUUACAGCUGUACAUUUGCAGCACACUGGAGGGGUCUACUUUUGUUUUGCAGAUGUAGAAGAAAUCCAGUGGUUAGAAAUAACCUUGGGGUUUAUAAUCCCCUUUGUGAUCAUUGGUCUUUGUUACUCAUUAAUUGUUCGAGUUCUUAUAAAAGCACACAAACACAGAAGUCUUCGACUACGGCGCCAAAAGGCUCUUCGAAUGAUUUUUGUAGUCGUCCUGGUUUUCUUUAUCUGCUGGCUACCUGAAAAUGUCUUCAUUAGCAUUCAGCUUCUUCAAGAGAAAGGAAAGACACUCUCUUCAGGCAACCAAUCUUUUCGGCAUGAUUAUCCCCUCACAGGACAUAUUGUAAACCUAGCAGCCUUUUCUAACAGUUGUUUGAAUCCUCUGAUUUACAGUUUUCUAGGUGAAACUUUUAGAGACAAAUUACGGUUGUAUGUUGAACAGAAAACUAAAAUGUCAACAUUCAGUCGUUUUUGUCAUGCUGCCCUAAAGUCAGUCAUUCCUGACAGCAAUGAGCAAUCAGAAGUUUAAUUUAGUAGCGCUGUAUAAAAACCAUAACUGAAAAUUGCACAAAUAUAGAACAAAACGCUUGCUACUAACAGUAAAAUAUAUGUAUAUAUAAUGCCUUGCUGAGUACUGAAGGGUUAUACUCUAAAUAUUUUUAAGACAAGACUUUAAGGUGGAAGAAUACAUUUUAGUCAGAUUUAUACUUAAUUAUCAGUAGGAUUACUAAAAGCUGACUAAUAAGGGGCCUUUAGUUUGCAUUAUACAUGUAUGAAUGAUAAUUUAUCAGAAAAUGUUAUCAGACUAGGAAGAAUCGAGAUAACUCAAUUAUCAGAGAAUAGCUACUUUGCUGUCAUAUGCUAGGUUUUCCCAUUUAAAAAAUGAAGCUGACACAACAGUGGGAAAACUCAUUACAACACAUUGAUGUGGAGGUGCAGAAAAAAAGUUAUUGAUUUUCCAUCCAAAGAUAGCCAUUUGACAACUUUGCUAAGAACUACUGUGCUGUACACAGUGCUGGAUAUGUUUUCUGUUCUAACAUACAUCUCAGGCAUUGAUUUUUUUUGUUUCUCUUAAUGUAAUAUAGAGCUAGAAUGAAGAUUUUUUUCCCCUACUUUGUAAUGUUCACAUCAACACAUCAUCAAAUCUGAAGUCACGCACAGUAUCCUGCUCACCUAUAUUACCUUAUCUCAGAGAAUCCAUCAAAACAAAAUUUACUGCUUCAUUUUAUUUUUGAAUAUUGUCCAUAGGAAAAUGAGAGUCUUUUGUCACAAGCACAAACUACAGAUUAAAGUGUCAUAAUUAAUGAAACUACUGCUAUCUUCAUUUAAUGUGUGUAUGUAUAUAUAUGGCGACUUAAAUAAAUGUGUUUGUGUGUGUAUGUAUGUAGGUAUACAAAUACACACACACACACACUUACAUCAGUCACCACAUUUAAAUUUUAAUAUUGUAACAAUAUCUGUCUUGGUUGUAAGAAUGGAAUAUUGUUCUUUUUUUUUUAAAACUGCCUUCUGCAAAAAAUGACAUUGUAAGAAACUCAUUAAAAUGUUGGAAGCCUCA